GAAUAAGACACUUAUCCGGACUGCUGCUGUCGUGCCGUACGCGGAGUUUCCUCCCAAAUAACUGGAUUUUUCCGAAUCAGAAAGUGUGCAUCGCUUCAUCUUGUUGUUUGCGAGGCUCCAGCUCUUCAAACGGAGAGACUUUCAACUCGAAGGAAAAGUCACCAUGGCAGAGACGUCGGCUGCUCCGACCAAAGCCAAGAAGGCGACCAAGGCUAAAAAAGCUGCAUCUCACCCCAAAUACUCGGAGAUGAUCAUAGAGGCCAUCACCAAGGACACCAGCCGCGGCGGCUCGUCCCGCCAGUACAUCAAGAAGUACGUGAGUCAGAACUACAAUGUGGGCAACAACGCCGACGCUCAGAUCAAACUGGCGCUGAGGAGGCUGGUGACGUCCGGAGACCUGCGCCACACCAAGGGCAUCGGCGCGUCCGGAUCCUUCAAGUUGGUCAAAGCCGACGAAGCCAAGAAGCCCGCCAAGGCGGUGGCCAAAACCAAAAAGGCGCCCAAGCCCAAAAAGGCGCCCAAGCCCAAAAAGGUGCCCAAGACGGCUGAAAAAACCAAAAAGGCAGCGGCGGCGGCCAAGAAAGUGAAGAAGGUCACGAAGAAAGCGGCCACUUCGGUGAAAACCAAGAAGUCACCUGUGAAGAAAACCAAGCAGGUCAAGCCCAAGGCGAAAAUCGCCAAAAAGGCAACCAAGCCCAGAGGCAAGCCGGCCAAGAAGGGGGCCAAGUCAGGCAAAAAGAAGUAAAGGACAAUAUCAGCAGAAGUCACUGUAAAUACUUUAACCAAAUGUUUGGUAUAUGUAUUAUUUUUGUAUGGUCUCAUGCAAACUCGUACUGUUUUUACCAGUAGUUUCCUGUUCAUUGCACUAAAGAUGCUGUAGAAAUAAGUUAACUGUAUUUUAAUUUGGCAUUAAAACAGCUUUAUUUGUGUCUGGUCUU
Messenger RNA from Thalassophryne amazonica, 938 nucleotides. RefSeq names its product histone H1.0-A. Gene Ontology annotation, biological process: chromosome condensation; negative regulation of DNA recombination; nucleosome assembly. Bases 164 to 745 code for a protein of 193 amino acids. Lineage: Eukaryota; Metazoa; Chordata; Actinopteri; Batrachoidiformes; Batrachoididae. The transcript has a single exon. The record is from RefSeq and is a predicted model, not a curated record. Gene Ontology annotation, cellular component: nucleosome; nucleus. Gene Ontology annotation, molecular function: double-stranded DNA binding; structural constituent of chromatin; nucleosomal DNA binding.